CUGUGAGGUCACUUGAUCUGCCAACGUCACGUGACACAGAAUGUUCUCAAUUUUUAAAAGUAAUGAAAAAGAGCAUUUUGGUGUUUGACGGAAGUUUACAGGGCUGUUUUUAUGAGUAAAUAGGCAACAAACCAUGAGUUCAGGAGUUGACACUCCAGAUGACUUCAAACAUUACCCUCAGAGCGUCCAAGAGGACCUGGAUCUAGAAGACCUUUCUGUAUCCCAGUCUUCCAUCUUAUAUCUUCUUCAGGAGGCCACUAAGCUUGCUACACCUUCAAACCACUACAGUCUGGACACUGAGGGACUUCACUCCAAAGAGGAGACCCUAUCCAUGCCCAUUCCUUGCCAUCCUGCACCCUCGGACCAACAAGCUCAGAAGAAAAACUCUGAGGUGCAACCUAGCUUCACAGGAGCCUUCUCUGUGCUGAACGAUGUUCAGACCAGUAGUCCAUGGGAGGUAAUGAGUCUCAUAAACCUCCAGUGUGAGAGGCUGCUGCAUUGUGAACAAAUGCAUGGAGAAAAAGUAGAAGUUGAUCCAUGCACAAGUAGUAAAACGGAUGAUUUUGAGCACACUGUUGUUAUGGAAAGCUCUUCUUCUGUGCCAACUGUUCAUGGCACAUACAUGGUGUUCUCUAGAGAAGACACAGUUGAUUCAGCAUCUGAUGUUUGGCAUGGAGCAGCAAACAUUAUAGACAGCACUUGUAACUUACUUUCAAAUCAGAUAGCAGAUGACCAUGACAAUGAGAAAGCUGAAGCUGUGGAAGAUCUCGCAGAGCUCAUAUCUAAGAAUACAGCGGGCAUCUCUCACUUCGGCAAUGCCACUGUAAUGAGUGAAGGAAGCACUGAGAACAGUUUCCUAGUUGAAGCAUCUGUUGUACCACUUGUUGUGUCAAAAGAUGUGGAAGGUUGUGAUCAGCCUCCGACACCUUUUCAUGCAGAAGUAGGAGAAAUGGUCAGUGCUUCAUCAACAUCUGAGGCUCCACAAGCCCCAAACCCUGAGAUAAGCUCAAUUGACUUCACGUCAUCUCUUGUUGAGGAAAAAGACUCUCUGUGUUUUGCUUUCACUGCCUGUGAAAAUCCAGAGCCUCACAAUGUAGAUGUGUCAGCAAUGGCACCACAGUCAACCCUACAAGAUUCCCUAUCUACAACGGAUUUCAACAAUAAUCUGGAGGACAACAAGGAGGAGACGCUCCAGCUACCUUGUGAUGACCAAGCUGCACCUUCUGCUCAGCGAAGUGGUACCAGUCGUAGGCGAACGCCCAGAAAGCAGUCUCGCCCUGCCCGCAGCCCGGACCUUCAGGACCCGGAGCUUCAGGGAGUCACUUUCAGCAUGCACGCAGAGCUGGACCGCAGCACUGACCAGUGUCGGCUGCUGAUCACCUCAAAUUUCAGUAAGCUGUGCAGGCGUGGCCGGAGAAGCAGAAGCAGCAGGUCCAGGUCACAGCAGAGCUCCCAACGCGCCAGCAGCUCUGAAGAGGAAAGUGACCCUGCAGGCCUGUCCAAGAAGAUAUGUGCGUCAUGCUGCACAAGGAAGACUCCUUUAUGGCGAGAUGCUGAAGAUGGCACUCCACUCUGCAAUGCAUGUGGGAUCAGGUACAAGAAAUACCGUGUGCGUUGUCUGCAGUGUUGGAACAUUCCCAGGAAGGAGGCCAACUCCAACUCCACAUGUCUGAAGUGUGGAGAUCUACUUCAGCUCGCUUCUCAAAACAAACACACUGGCUGGUAGAACUGGUGAGACCUAGAAUCACUGUCAUUGUGUUCUAGAGUUCUCCAUCAGCUUGGGGGUUUUAGGAGCCUGAUUAAGGAUCUUCUAAUGGAGUGAAGGCAUCUCUAAACAUAUAAAGCAACAAUACACCACACCAGCAUCAUUAAAACAAAAAAACCCUCAAGUGAAUUUCUCAGUUUCUCAGGGUUGUUUUUCCAAGUCAUCACAGGUGCCUGUUUCCUCACUUGUAAGUACACCCAUCUUGUCUCAAACACUACAUGAACAGCUAUCUGCAGUGGUUAUUUCAAAUCUGGUCAUUUUCUCCAUUUCAUGCCUUGUCUUCUGUGAUGAGAUGUUGGCAAGUGAUUAGUUGCUGGCUCUCGAUAUGUGAAUGUGGAUUGAAAGGAUGCCUUAUUGUCAUUGAGAGACUUGCAUGUGUUUAAAUGUAUCUUUUUGCCUCAUGGAAGAUAAACUGACUACUUAAAAAUAAGUUUACCAACUUAUGCAUUCAUUCAAAUAGAUAAGUCUAUUACACAUUUUCCAUCAAACCUUUGUCAUCUCUUCAGUGUGUGUUGUUCAGGUGACUUGCGAUUGAACUUUCCCCUUGUUGUGUUUCGUAAAGUGUUUAUUCCUGUUGUGCUCACAGCUUCCUCAUUUGGGUUUUGUAGUUGUUUUGUUGUUGUCACUGGUAUUUGUGGUCAGUUACCCACAUAUAUAUUGUUUACAAGUCAUUCUGAAAAUUUAGUUACAAAUAAAUUGAAAAUUGUAGAAAACAA
Messenger RNA from Pygocentrus nattereri (red-bellied piranha), 2481 nucleotides. RefSeq names its product zinc finger GATA like protein 1 (gene zglp1). The transcript is spliced from 5 exons. Gene Ontology annotation, cellular component: nucleus. Gene Ontology annotation, molecular function: sequence-specific DNA binding; zinc ion binding. The coding region runs from base 134 to 1726 and encodes 530 amino acids. Gene Ontology annotation, biological process: oocyte development; spermatogenesis; regulation of transcription by RNA polymerase II. The record is from RefSeq and is a predicted model, not a curated record. NCBI's taxonomy places the organism in Eukaryota, Metazoa, Chordata, Actinopteri, Characiformes, Serrasalmidae.